This is a messenger RNA of Brachypodium distachyon (stiff brome), 656 nucleotides long. RefSeq lists its product as uncharacterized. Lineage: Eukaryota; Viridiplantae; Streptophyta; Magnoliopsida; Poales; Poaceae. The transcript is spliced from 2 exons. The coding region runs from base 94 to 402 and encodes 102 amino acids. The record is from RefSeq and is a predicted model, not a curated record.
CCGCUGCGUGGUGGCCGGGGGCUGGGUACAGUACAGGACAGAAAGAGAGAGAAGUAGCGGGGGGUGCAGGGCGGCGGCGAGGGGAGCAGAAGGAUGGUAUUCGGCCGGAGCAAGUCGUCUUCGUCCGCACCGGCCGCUGCCUCGUCGGCUGCUGCGGCGGCGUGCUCGGAGCUUCGAGCGGCGUACCAUGAGUGCUUCAACCGGUGGUACGCGGAGAAGUUCGCCAAGGGGCAGUGGCACAAGGACGAUUGCGUCGGCGAGUGGCACAAGUACCGCGCGUGCCUCGAGGAACAUCUCGAAGACAAGCAUCUUAGGCAAAUCCUAUUGGAGUCAGAAACUUCCUACUGUGUCCAGCUUGAUCCUGAUUCUUCUUCAGGACAAGGUGCAGCCUCUGCAAAAUGACAGUCUAGGACUAACCACAUUGUCGAGGUCAAAUUUGGAGACCCUUGUAGAUUGAACCCUAAAGGCCUUGUAUUUGGACACAUUUAAUGCUCCUGGAUCAUAUCGUGGUUCAGCACAUGAGAUCAAUUUUGCAAAAAUUUCCAGGAUCGAGUUGUACUCUAUUUAGGCAUAUGUACUUUCAUAUAGCCGACCAUUGAAUAGUUUGUAAAUAUUCUGCAGUUCUGGUUCUGAAAUUAGGAGAAUAGGAUCGGUCA